CGCCGAAGCGGGUCGGCGCGUCUGCAGAUAUCCUAUAUCGCGCCGGCUUGGACCAUGCUGAAGGCUUUCAAUGUCUAUGUAAGAGCGGAGACGUUAAGCGGACUGAUUCCUUCCAUCAACAUGUUUAUGCCGAGGGUGAUAGUCAAUAGCGCUCCUGUUUGGAGCGUUAUCGAGCUAGGCAAGAUUGCAGAGUUGAAGAAUAUGCUUGCGAAAUGAGAAACGUCACCGUAUGAUGUCUGAGUGCGGGAUGUACCGGUACUCAAGUACGCUGCAAUCAAAGGCCAAACGGAGAUUUACGAUUGUCUGAUCGCGGAAAAAGCUGAUCCGUACUUCCGUGACCAGAGUGGAAUGAUGGCCAUGCAACCGUGUGUCGACCGCGCGCUGAGCGGCUCCGAUCUCGAUCGUAAUGCCAGUGGUACUGGACAGGCCUCGCCCGAGGUUUCGAUGAGCAGCCAGGACCUGGAACAGCAAUGUUUUACUCUUCUCCACCUUACCAUCCUGGAACUGCAGUGUCUCGAUCUUGUAAUGGUACUCAAACACUACCCCAUCGAUAUCGAUGCGCCUGAUGUGAACGGGCGAACAGCACUCUUCUGGGUGGCAUGGCGGGGCGAUUGUAUGAGCGUAAACCUCCUGCUUAAAUACGGCGCCGAUGUCAAUCGUCCUGACAACCAAUCUUGGAAAUCGCUAGCAAAAGCUUCCAAAACUGGCCAUCUUGGUGUCGUCCAGUGCCUCCUCGAGGCCGAGGCUUCUUUGACUCUAAGCACAUCUCAAGGGUUCCAGCCCAUCCAUCUCGCCAGCGAUAAGAAACCAGACGGGGCCAAUAUCGUCAAGGAAUUGCUGAAACGCGGUGCAGAUCCAAAUGCGCGUAGUAGUUCUCAGUGUACGCCGUUACACAAUGCGGCCAAUCGAGGCUCCGUCGAAACAAUCCAAUGUCUCCUUUCU
Messenger RNA from Exserohilum turcica Et28A, 942 nucleotides. RefSeq lists its product as uncharacterized. NCBI's taxonomy places the organism in Eukaryota, Fungi, Ascomycota, Dothideomycetes, Pleosporales, Pleosporaceae. The record is from RefSeq and is a predicted model, not a curated record. Gene Ontology annotation, molecular function: protein binding. The annotation marks the transcript as partial. The transcript is spliced from 3 exons.